Molecule: messenger RNA, 477 nt
Organism: Dictyostelium purpureum
Lineage: Eukaryota; Evosea; Eumycetozoa; Dictyosteliales; Dictyosteliaceae
Exons: 1
Coding region: 1-477 (158 amino acids)
Source: RefSeq, a predicted model, not a curated record
AUGGAAUUUGAAAAUAAUAAUUUAGAAAUUAUUGAUGGAAGUUCAUCAGAGAAAUGGAAUUUUGAUGAAAUUGAUAAAAUUUUAGAAGAAUACAAAGAAUCAAAAAAAUUUGGUAAAAUACAAAUUGUAUUUCAUAUGGAACAAAAAAAUCACUCAGAAGUCGGGAUUGAUUUUAAAUUAAACAAUAACCUAGUGCACAGUUUAGGGAACUACAUUGCAUUAGAACAAACUGAUCAAAAAAUAUUAUUAUCUAUAUUUCAAUCAGAUGAUUUAAAAAAAAUUGGUGAACCCAAUUAUUAUACUCAUAUAGGAAAAAAUUGGUUCUCAGCCCAUUUUAUUGGUGAUGUUAACAAUCCCAUUUUUAAAAAUAUAGAUAAAACUAUUACAUGGAUAUCCAAUAAUCCAUCAAAAAUGUGUGUUUCAUUACAACAAAUUUUCAAUAAAUAUAUUAAAAAAUUUAAUGAAUCCAAUAAAUAG